Messenger RNA from Mercurialis annua (annual mercury), 1737 nucleotides. RefSeq names its product vicilin Cor a 11.0101-like. Lineage: Eukaryota; Viridiplantae; Streptophyta; Magnoliopsida; Malpighiales; Euphorbiaceae. The record is from RefSeq and is a predicted model, not a curated record. The transcript is spliced from 4 exons. Bases 175 to 1551 code for a protein of 458 amino acids.
UGAAGUCAAUUACAUUGUAGAUUUAUCCAAAAAGUCAACCCGCUAACAUUUACCAUAUUGUCAGCUUAUCUUAGAUUCUUGUCGCUGUUGUCGGUGUUCAUCACUGAUUAUCUAUUACGCGGAGAUACAAUUCUGAGCAUGAACGACAAGUUGACAUGACACUCGUCUUCAUGCAUGCAACUUGAUUUCCUUCUUCUUCUACUCCGCGUCAUCAUAAAAAGCUCAACGCUCGUCUCUAUCCUCCAUAAAAUAGCGUUGACAAUCAGUAUAAGUCUAAAACUUCAAGAAAUGAAGCUUUCUUUUGUUUUACUUGUUUCUCUUUUUGUUCUUUGCGCUAGCUUAGCUCUAGCCACGACAGAACAAGACGAGAAUCCUUAUGUGUUUGAGGAAAAGCAUUUUACUACAACAUUUGAAGAUCCACUUGGAAAGAUUUCUGUUCUUGAAAAGUUUGAUAAGAAUUCAACGCUUCUGCAUGGAAUAGAGAAUUACCGUGUGGGAAUUAUGGAAGCUAAUCCCCAAGCAUUUAUAGUUCCAAGCCAUUGGGAUGCUGAUGGUGUUCUCUUUGUGGCCAACGGACAAGGAACUAUAGCUAUGAUCGAAGAGAAUGAAAGAAAGAGCUAUAACGUUGAGUUGGGAGAUGUCAUGAGGGUUCGAGCAGGAACUUCUGUUUAUUUCAUUAACAGACAUGACAAUGAGAAGCUUAUCAUUGUGAGGUUAAUGCAACCGGUCAAUCUUUCCGGAGAGUACAGGGCAUUUACUCCGGCAGAUAUUACAAAAUCGGAGUCUUUCUACGAGGCAUUCAGCUGGGACUUGCUUGAGGCUGCUUUCAAAACUGAUAGGAGGAAGAUAGAACAAGUAUUUAAGCAAAAGCAAGAAGCCAUAGUGAAAGCAUCUAAAGAACAAAUCCAAGCUAUGACGCACCGUGACCAACAAGAAGGUGGCACCAUUUGGCCAGAAUCAUCAAGUGGCCCAUUCAAUCUGCUCCGCAAACGCCCUGUUCAAUCCAACAAAUACGGUCAGCUCUUCGAAGCCAAACCUAAUGAGCACAAGGAGCAGCUCAAAGACCUGAACCUUGGCAUCUCCUUAGCCAACAUUACCCGGGGCUCAAUGAGUGGUCCUUAUUACAACUCGAGAGCCACCAAGAUAGCAAUGGUGCUCGACGGUGAAGGCUACUUUGAAAUGGCCUGUCCAUACGUUAGGGUCGGUCGGUCUCGCGAGGAAGAGAAGAGGGAAGGUCAACGUUUUACCAAAAUAAGCGCAAAGUUGAGACGUGGCACAGUGUUCAUUGUCCCUGCAGGUCAUCCGAUUGCUUCUGUGGCAUCGGAAAAUAGUAAUCUGAAAGUAGUCUGCUUUGAGGUGAAUGCAGAAGGCAACACUAGAUUCUCCCUUGCAGGGAAAAACAAUGUAGUGAAACGGUGGGAGAAAGAAGCGAAGGAGUUGGCUUUCGGUGUGCAGGCGAGAGAUGUGGAUGCGGUUUUUGGAAGCCAGGAUGAGGAGUUUUUCUUUCCGGGGCCGAGAAAACAACAGAGACAAGGCCGUGCUGAUACAUGAAAGAUUCGAGACCAUUAGGGUUUGUAAUGUGAAAAGUAGAAAAUAAGGGAGAAGUGGUUUUUAUGCUGUACAUGUAUACAGUCUUGAGGAUCACUGCUGGGUAGUAACUACACUACUGUUAUUAUUAAAUAAAAUGCUAUAUUUAUAUGUACAAGUGUCUUAUACAUGCGAAAUCUUUGGGUUAAA